This is a messenger RNA of Hippocampus comes (tiger tail seahorse), 529 nucleotides long. RefSeq names its product ribosomal protein S27 like (gene rps27l). The coding region runs from base 121 to 375 and encodes 84 amino acids. Gene Ontology annotation, molecular function: structural constituent of ribosome. Gene Ontology annotation, cellular component: ribosome. NCBI's taxonomy places the organism in Eukaryota, Metazoa, Chordata, Actinopteri, Syngnathiformes, Syngnathidae. The record is from RefSeq and is a predicted model, not a curated record. Gene Ontology annotation, biological process: translation. The transcript is spliced from 4 exons.
GGAUUGUAAGCAUUUUAUAUGUAGCGUAAUAACUGCUCGGUGAUAAUCCCCGUUGCUCCCAAUUGGUGUCCACCGCCACCGCCGAGAAGAAGCCAACGUAGACAACGCCAGCACGGCGAGAUGCCUUUGGCUAAAGACCUCCUUCAGCCAUCUAUUGAACAUGAGAGAAGACAACACAAAAAGAAAAGACUUGUUCAGAGUCCAAACUCCUAUUUUAUGGAUGUGAAGUGUCCAGGCUGCUACAAGAUCACUACUGUGUUCAGUCAUGCACAAACGGUGGUUCUGUGUGUGGGAUGCUCCACAGUGUUGUGUCAGCCUAAAGGAGGAAAGGCCAGACUCACAGAAGGUUGUUCUUUCAGAAGGAAGCAGCAUUAAAAAGGAACAUUACUCCUACGGUGUGCAUUGUUAAAUCCCUGGUUGAGAUGUCACUAUGCAGAGAACGAAAUCAUGUUUGUGAUUUUAUAAGCUUGCUAUCAAUUAUGCCUUUUAUGCAAUGGAUUUGCAAGUCAAUAAAAAGGUGGAAACAAUU